Molecule: messenger RNA, 1074 nt
Organism: Hansenula ciferrii
Lineage: Eukaryota; Fungi; Ascomycota; Saccharomycetes; Phaffomycetales; Wickerhamomycetaceae
Gene: FUS3
Product: mitogen-activated serine/threonine-protein kinase FUS3
Exons: 1
Coding region: 1-1074 (357 amino acids)
Biological process (GO): protein phosphorylation; intracellular signal transduction
Cellular component (GO): nucleus; cytoplasm
Molecular function (GO): MAP kinase activity; ATP binding
Source: RefSeq, a predicted model, not a curated record
AUGGGUCAAAAAAGAAUCACAUUCAACAUUUCUACUUCAUUCGAAGUCCAACAAUUAUUAGGUGAAGGUGCUUAUGGUGUUGUCUGUCUUGCAGUACAUAAACCAACAAACACAAAAGUUGCCAUCAAAAAGAUUCAACCAUUUGAAAGAUCAUUAUUCUGUGUUCGUACCCUUAGAGAAAUCAAACUUUUGAGACAUUUCAAACAUGAAAAUAUCAUAUCAAUUUUUGACAUUCAAAGACCUGGGAGUUUUAAUGACUUCAAUGAAGUUUAUAUCAUUCAAGAGUUAAUGCAAACAGAUCUACAUAGAGCUAUAAUAUCACAAAGAUUGACAGAUGAUCAUGUUCAAUAUUUCAUAUACCAAAUUCUUAGAGGUUUAAAAGCAUUGCAUAGUGCAAAUGUCAUUCAUAGAGAUUUAAAACCUUCAAAUUUAUUACUUAAUGCUAAUUGUGAUUUGAAAAUUUGUGAUUUUGGUCUUGCAAGAAUAGAUGAACAAAAACAAGGCAAUUAUGCCAACUCUCCAGAAAAUAAAAAUAUUAAUAUGAUGACCGAAUAUGUCGCUACAAGAUGGUAUAGAGCUCCAGAAAUCAUGUUAACUGCAUCAAAAUAUACCACAGCUAUUGAUGUUUGGUCUGUCGGGUGUAUAUUAGCUGAAUUAUUGAUGGGAAAUCCAUUAUUUCCAGGUAAAGAUUAUAGAAAUCAAUUAAUUUUGAUUUUUCAAGUUCUUGGUACUCCAACUGGUGAAGAUUAUCAGAGUAUAAAAUCCAAAAGAGCAAGAGAGUACAUUAGAUCUUUACAAUUUUAUAAAAAAGUUCCUUUUGAAAGAAUCUUACCUUAUGCAAAUCCAUUAGCUAUUGAUUUAUUAUCUAAAAUGUUAACAUUUGAUCCAAGAAAAAGAAUUACUGUUGCUGAAGCUCUUGAACAUCCAUACUUAACCACAUAUCAUGACCCAACUGAUGAACCUGAUGCACCACCUAUUCCAAAAGAAUUUUUCGAAUUUGAUCAAGUUAAAGAUCAACUUUCAGUUCCGGAAUUGAAGAAAAUGUUAUAUGAUGAAAUUAUGAAUAGAAAAUAA